Phascolarctos cinereus (koala) is the source of this 1605-nucleotide messenger RNA. RefSeq names its product glutathione peroxidase 3 (gene GPX3). Gene Ontology annotation, biological process: response to oxidative stress. Lineage: Eukaryota; Metazoa; Chordata; Mammalia; Diprotodontia; Phascolarctidae. Gene Ontology annotation, molecular function: glutathione peroxidase activity. The record is from RefSeq and is a predicted model, not a curated record.
AGCCCAGCCUUCAGACUCGCAGUGCCCCAGGGAGGCGGUGCUCGCAACGCUUUCCAGUCCCGGGGCUUCCCCUUCGUCGUAGCCAUGGCGAGAGGAACCUUCCAGGUCUCCUGGCUUCUCCCGCUCAUCCUGUCCGCCUUCGUCCAGCCCAGCCGGGGCCAGGAAAGGAUGAAGAUGGACUGCUACCCAGGGAUUACGGGUACCAUCUAUGAAUAUGGGGCCCUUACCAUUGAUGGUGAUGAAUACAUCCCUUUCAAGCAAUAUGCAGGCAAAUAUGUCCUCUUCGUCAAUGUUGCCACCUACUGAGGCCUGACAGUCCAGUACCUUGAACUGAAUGCACUACAGGAAGAAUUUAAGUCCUUUGGCCUUGUUAUCCUGGGAUUCCCCAGCAACCAAUUUGGAAAGCAAGAACCAGGACAGAAUUCAGAAAUCCUUCCUGCCCUCAAGCAUGUACGCCCAGGUGGGGGCUUUGUGCCCAAUUUCCAGCUUUUUGAGAAAGGAGAUGUGAAUGGAGAGAAAGAACAGAAGUUUUACACAUUCCUGAAGAAUUCCUGCCCUGCCCCCUCUGAACUCGUGGGCACACCCAAAAACCUCUUCUGGGAACCUAUAAAGGCCCAUGACAUCCGCUGGAAUUUUGAGAAGUUCCUGGUGGGGCCAGAUGGUGUCCCCAUCAUGCGCUGGUACCACCGGGCCACAGUCAGUACAGUCAAGAUGGACAUCCUGGACUAUCUGCGGAAGCGUGGAAGCCAAGACAGGAUUUCUGAAGAAUGGCAGAAGUAACCAUUGUCCUCAGGGAGUAGAAAAGGUUCACUGUUCAGGGAAGGGACUGUCCCAGCCCCGCAGCCCACAGACUACACCGUCUGCCUGAGGCCCCACUCCAGAAGACGCUGCUGUUCAGGGAACGUGUGGGUGCAGGGGUAGACAGCAGAACGCCUACACACACAGAUGUAUUUUCAGGGGUUAUGUGCCUAGGUGUGCGUGAGAUCAGAGACAGGUACAGACACCCACCUCCAUAACCUAGGUCCUUGCUCUACUAAAUACUCAACUCAUUUUCCAAUAUUAAUGUUUUCCCAGUCCAACCCACAGAGCAAAAUCAGCUUUAAAGUCAGGUUACUGAACCUCUCAGAUCUGGAGAACUCUGGUCCUGGAGUUUCCCACAACUCCCCAGUGGACCCCUUUGCCUCAGCUCAUCUGAAGUACGAGGUCCUGGAAGUCCAGUGACCCACUGAAAAUCAACCAAGCCCAGUACAAAUGAAUGCCUUCUCUCCCUUCUCUGAACAGCCCUUUUCAACCACCCCGCCCCACAGAGUCACCCCCUGGUGAGCUGCCUAAAGGGCUCUGCCAGGGGAAAAGACUGGUGUGAAAGGACAGAGACAGUGUCCUCAGCUAAGGGGUAGCAUCUUUAUGAUGGUGGGAUCCAAAGCCUCUCCGGGGCGGAUUCCAUCAGAGCCUGCAAGAGGGGUCACGACCCCUUCGUGCGUUCAGGUCGUGGCACCUAAGCAGGGAUGCUGCCCCUUACGGGGGACGCUCACCCUCUCCUAUCACUCUGGCCCCCCUACGUUGGAGUCAUACCCACUGGUGACAAAUAAAAACCUUUCUGCAGCA